AUGGAUCAUAAGUUGGAAAUUGGCCACGAGGAGGACAUUCCUCCCUCUGGGGAUUCUAUCCAACAGAACAUAGGCUUUGAUAAAGACCCUGUGCAACACGAUCCUCAAGGUUUUCCUGUUAUUCCACAACCUUCAUCCCAUAAAGAUGAUCCAUUGAAUUGGAGUCCUGCACUUAAAUUGAGUGUCUGUCUCCAGAUUAGUUGGCUUGCUCUACUAGAGCCAUUGGCAUCAGCUGUCGUGAAUCCAACUUUCCUUCUGAUGGGAGAAAAUUUUGAUCUUAGCGUCAAAGACGUUAGCUACGUCUGGCUUGUUUCUGCGGGUAUCGGGCCAUUGAUUGUAAUUCCUUUUGCCAAUGUAUACGGUCGUCGACCUGUGUACCUGCUGGGUAAUCUUCUGGCCGUAAUCACUACUAUUACCGCAGGCUAUUGCAAUACAUGGGCAGGAAUAAUGGUCACGCGCGCUUUUAAUGGUUUUGGUUCCGGUUCUGUGAUAUCAAUGGGCGCAGCAACAAUCUGUGAUCUAUACUUCGUCCAUCAACGCGGCGUUUACCUCGGAAUAUAUACUUUUGCACUAACCAGUGGGGCACACGUUGCUCCCCUUUUGGGAGGCUUUAUCGGACAGUCCCUUGGGUGGCGAGCAUGUUUCUACAUCCCGGGCUACAUACAACUAGCAACAUUUGUGUUAACCAUAUUUUGCCUACCUGAAACACUUUACACCACGAAGUAUCCAUCUGACUCGGGUCAUUACGAGGAGCAAAGCUAUAUGCAAAAUAUCAUGUUUAGACGGAGUAAAGUUCCGGGAGGUCGACCGAAGAUACGAGACUUUACUCGCCCGUUUGAAAUGCUGAAAUUUGUGGCAAUUUCCCUCACGGGAACCUUCUAUAUGGUGUGCUUUGGAUAUGGUGGUGUUAUUUUUGCCCUUACAGGAGCCAGCCUCUUCAACAAGCUUUAUGGAUUCAACACUGCUGAAACAGGACUUAUUCUGAGUUUACCCCUAUUAAUCGGAGGAGGACUUGGCGAGCUUAGCGGAGGAUGGGUAACGGACUGGCUUUCGAAUCAUCAUGCGAAGAGACACAACGGCGAGCGUCUCCCUGAAGCUAGACUGACUGCUAUCUGGGGCGCCUUGUUGAUUCCUAUUGGACUUACCAUUGAGGGAAUAUGCCUUUCACAUGCAAAAACCACCAGCUGGGUCGGCAGUGCUUUUGGGAUUGUUACCGACCCCAAAGUGCAGAAGUAUCGACAAUUCUGA
Messenger RNA from Penicillium vulpinum, 1248 nucleotides. RefSeq lists its product as uncharacterized. Gene Ontology annotation, molecular function: transmembrane transporter activity. The transcript has 5 exons. The coding region runs from base 1 to 1248 and encodes 415 amino acids. NCBI's taxonomy places the organism in Eukaryota, Fungi, Ascomycota, Eurotiomycetes, Eurotiales, Aspergillaceae. The record is from RefSeq and is a predicted model, not a curated record. Gene Ontology annotation, biological process: transmembrane transport.